AUUUUAUCACCCAGAAGGAAAACCUAGAAACCCCAAUCACUGAAUACCCAAAUCGCCGAUUCCAUCAAAAACAAUGGCCAGCGCCACUAAACUUCUGGGUCCAACGGCCGUCGCCGCUGCGGGAAAAUCAUCUGAAGAUCCAAACACUACCAUCAUCACCGCAGCAUUGGGCUCCGUAAUCACCCAAAACACCAACCUUAAUCUCAAUCCCACCACUAUUGGAGAACCACUGAAAGGCUUGACAGAGAACUUUUCUGCGACAUUUUUGUCGAGCGGAAACCCCUGCGUGGAUUUCUUCUUCCACAUUGUGCCCAACACGCCGUCCGAUCAGCUGAUUCAGCGGCUUGAAUUGGCGUGGACCCACGACGCACUGGCCACUUUGAAACUGAUUUGCAAUUUGAGGGGGGUGAGAGGGACUGGCAAAUCCGACAAGGAAGGGUUUUAUGCGGCCGCAUUUUGGCUUCACAACAAACAUCCGAAGACCCUGGCUCUCAAUCUUAGGGCCUUUGCUGAAUUUGGUUACUUCAAGGAUUUUCCGGAGAUUCUAUAUCGCAUCUUGGAAGGAAACGAGUGCAGAAAGCUCCAGAAAGAAGAAUGGAGGGAACGGAAGAAAGACAAGAAGAAGUUCAAGCGAGAGGGAGGGAGAAAAUUGAAGGUUUCGGAAAAAGAAGAGGAAGGUAUAUUGGAAAACAUGGCGGAUAUAGUCACUGUGAGUGAAGAAAAAAGCAGUAGAAUGUUGAGGAAAGAGAGGGAGCUUGCUAAAGCUAAGAAAGCCAUAGAUAAGUACAAUUCUGAUCCCAAUUAUCGUUUCUUGUUUGACUGCAUUGCUGAUUUCUUUGCUGAUCUUUUGAAAUCUGAUUUGAAAAUUUUGAAUGCUGGUAAGCUGUUCGACAUAAGUCUUGUCUCAAAAUGGUGUCCUUCGAUUGAUUCUGCCUAUGAUAAAGCUACAUUGCUCUGUGAGGCAAUUGCUCGGAGAGUUUUCCCUCGGGAGAGCGAGAAAGAAUAUGUGGGAAUUGAGGAGGCGCAUUAUGCAUACAGGGUUCGAGAUAGACUGAGGAAACAAGUGCUUGUUCCCUUACACAAGGCUCUUCAAUUACCGGAGGUUUACAUGAGUGCUAAUGAGUGGAAUGCGCUUCCUUACAACAGGGUUGCAUCUGUUGCAAUGAAGAACUACAAGGGUCUGUUUGUGAAGCAUGACAAGGAGAGAUUCGAGGGGUAUCUGGAGGAGGUGAAGAGUGGGAAGGCAAAGAUCGCGGCUGGAGCUUUGCUUCCCCACCAGAUAAUUGCAUCCUUGAAUGAUGAAGGUGGUGAAGAAGUUGCUGAGCUCCAAUGGGCUAGAAUGGUUGAAGAUGUUGCCAAAAAAGGCAAGCUCAGAAAUUGCAUUGCCGUCUCUGAUGUUUCUGGAAGUAUGUCAGGGAUUCCCAUGGAGGUGAGUGUGGCCCUCGGACUGUUGGUUUCAGAGCUCAGUGAGGACCCUUGGAAGGGAAAGGUGAUAACAUUCAGUGAGAAUCCUGAACUUCACUUAAUCAAAGGAGAUAGUCUUAAGGCCAAAACAAAGUUCAUUAGAGAAAUGGACUGGGGUGGCAACACAGAUUUUCAAAAAGUAUUUGAUCAGAUAUUGGCAGUUGCUACCGAGGGGAAGCUGAAAGAGGAACAAUUGGUAAAGAGGAUAUUUGUCUUCAGCGACAUGGAGUUUGAUGCAGCCAAUGGUAAUUUUCUCUACUAUUCAAGUCAGAUGGAAAAUGGUGAGGAGUUAAACAGAGAGGAGAUACUCCGAACACAAUGGGAAACGGAUUAUGAAGCAAUACAGAGGAAGUAUCGCGAGCAUGGAUACAGUAAGCCUCCAGAGAUUGUGUUUUGGAACCUCAGGAACUCGUCCUCCACUCCAGUGGUUUCUAGGCAGAGUGGAGUUGCAAUGGUUAGUGGGUUUUCAAAGAAUUUGCUGACUUUGUUCUUGGAGGAAGGAGGGAUUGUGAACCCUGAGCAGGUAAUGGGAUUAGCCAUUGCUGGUGAAGAGUACCAGAAACUUGCAGUGUAUGAUUGAUUGUUAUGUUUUCUGCACUUGAUUGUGAAAAAUGAGGGCUUCAGUGUUACCUUCUAUGCGGAUUUACUGAUGAAAUCCUAGUGUUUGCAGAUCACAAAGUUGAGUUGUUACCAUAUAAGCUUAUGUAUUGAACAAAGUGAGAAGAAAUUUGAAGGAGCUUUCUUUCUGUAUAAAAUCCAUUUUCAUGGUUUUUUUCAAUUGUUGAAGGCAUGAUUUAUGGAAAUGGGCAAGGAUACAGGGGAAAUGGUUUGUUAAUUUUGGGUCGUGAAUGUUGGGCUACAUUAAAUAGUGUUUAUAACUUCAGGCCCAACUUAAGACUGUUCUGGGUUGGAUAAGAAAUUACAUCCAUUGGU
Molecule: messenger RNA, 2397 nt
Organism: Rubroshorea leprosula
Lineage: Eukaryota; Viridiplantae; Streptophyta; Magnoliopsida; Malvales; Dipterocarpaceae
Source: the annotation of a GenBank genome assembly